Molecule: messenger RNA, 1011 nt
Organism: Cercospora beticola
Lineage: Eukaryota; Fungi; Ascomycota; Dothideomycetes; Mycosphaerellales; Mycosphaerellaceae
Product: intradiol ring-cleavage dioxygenase
Molecular function (GO): iron ion binding; oxidoreductase activity, acting on single donors with incorporation of molecular oxygen, incorporation of two atoms of oxygen
Source: RefSeq, a predicted model, not a curated record
AUGCAGCUGGUGUCCACCAUCUCAGCGAUCUUGUUGGGCAUCCAACUCACCAUUCCAUGCGCCCUUGCACACACUGGACAUGAUCUUACUGUCGAGUUGACGGAGCGCAAACGUUGGCUGGAUACAGAACCAAGAAGCGUCAAGUCCUGCAGCAACGAACUUGAGCGACGCGGGCUCCUUUCAAACGCGAUCGAGAGACGGAGAGAUCUCUUCCAGCGUAAUGCUCAGGAUUCGCUUGUUGGAGUGCAGUCCGCCAAAAACUUUGCCUUCCCACCGAAUCCGACUGAUGAGCGACUUCUCUUCACCGAUAACUCCAGCUGCAUCCUCACUCCGGAAGUUCAGGGCUUAGGCCACUUCAUUGCUGGCGAGCAAAUACGAUCGGACAUCAGCGAAGGUCAACCCGGCGUGCCUCUCACACUCGAGAUUCAGAUCGUGGAUGUUCGCAACUGUCAACCAAUCCCAGGAGUCUUCGUUGAGGUCUACCAAUGCAAUGCCACAGGUGUCUACUCUGGUGUACAGGCGGAGGGUAACGGCAAUGCAAACGAUGCAUCCAACCUGUACGCGACACAUGGACGAGGCAUCCAGCAAACUGAUGGCGAAGGCGUCGUAACAUCCAAAGGCAUAUUUCCGGGCCACUACUACGGCGUCGCACCCCACAUCCAUAUCCUCACGCACAGCUCAGCACAACCCGUCGCGCCCAGUGGAGAAGGCAGAAAUUACGUGCAAGCGACACACAACGGGCGCAUAUUCUUCGAGCAGGAUCUGAUUUCUCAGGUGGAAGGAACAUAUCCUUACAACACGAACCAGCAACCGUUGACGCUGAACAGUCAGGACGUGGUGCUGAAUCAGGAAGCACAAGUGACCGAUCCUUAUGCGAGAUAUGUUUGGAUGGGACAAAGACCAGAAGACGGUGUGCUGGCAUGGAUAAGUGUGGGCAUAGAUCCGACAGUGAUCCAUCCAAUGGAGUAUGUUGGGAAUGGAGCAGGUGGAAACGGAGGAGCGUUACCAUAG